AUGGUAUUCGGUAAUGCGACUGGCAGUUGUGAAGGUAAUGGUAGUAGUAGUUGUGGUGGUAAUGGUAAAGAUAUUGGCAGAUAUAAUGGUAAUGGUUAUGGUAAUGACAAUGGGAAUUGUAUUGGUAAUGGUGAUGGCAAAGACAAUGCUAAGGACAACGGUAAUGGUAAAGGUAAUUGCAAUGAUUGGAAUAGUAAUGGUAAUGUUAAUGAUCAUGGUAAUGGUUAUAGUAAUGGUAAUGGAUAUAGUAAUGGUAAUGAAAAUAGUAGUGGAGGUAGUUAUAGUAAAGAUAUUGGUAGAUGUAAUGGUAAUGGUUAUGGUAAUGACAAUGCUAAUGACGGUAGUAAUGAUAAUGGUUAUGGUAAAGGUAAUCGUAAUGGUAGUAGAGAUGGAGAUGGUAAUUGUAAUGGUAAUAAUAACGGUAAUAGUACUUGUAAUGAAAAUAGUAGUGGUUAUGAUAAUAGUAAUGCUUUUAGUAACUGUAAUGGCAAUCGUAACAGUAAGGUUAUGGGCAUAACACAAUAUCAACCGAAUGCCAGCAAUUUUAGAACAUUUUCCUAA
Rhagoletis pomonella (apple maggot) is the source of this 561-nucleotide messenger RNA. RefSeq names its product N66 matrix protein-like. The record is from RefSeq and is a predicted model, not a curated record. Bases 1 to 561 code for a protein of 186 amino acids. The transcript is spliced from 2 exons. NCBI's taxonomy places the organism in Eukaryota, Metazoa, Arthropoda, Insecta, Diptera, Tephritidae.